This is a messenger RNA of Colletotrichum chrysophilum, 3585 nucleotides long. RefSeq lists its product as uncharacterized. The transcript is spliced from 6 exons. NCBI's taxonomy places the organism in Eukaryota, Fungi, Ascomycota, Sordariomycetes, Glomerellales, Glomerellaceae. The coding region runs from base 1 to 3585 and encodes 1194 amino acids. Gene Ontology annotation, cellular component: membrane; intracellular membrane-bounded organelle. The record is from RefSeq and is a predicted model, not a curated record. Gene Ontology annotation, molecular function: heme binding.
AUGGACGACACAGAACUCCCCUUCACAAUCCCAACCCAUCCCCCCUUAUCCCCAACCACAACCUCCCUCUUCCCAACCCCCAUCCCCCUCCCCUGCCCUCCCCCGCCCGCCCUCGACACCCUCUUCCACGCCGAACACGGCCAACUCUUCAACUUAAGCGGCCUACGCACCUCCGAGUCCCUCAUCCUCCAGGCCCUCGACCCUUACUCCCCAUCCCCUUCCCCCAACGGUGGCUUCAUACACAUCAACGAAGCAAAAUGGCACAACAUCUUCCACCGCAGCAAAUGGGCCAGCACCGCCUGCCACAUCGCCAACGCGCCGCUGCACAUCGACGACGACAUCGCAUGGGGGCAUAUCAGCCCUGCGAUCGAGCUCGCGAACAGGAUGCUGGAACAGGCGCUCUCGCACCACUGGCUGCUCGCGAUGCUGAGCGCGGCGGGGCGUGAGGCGGUGCAUGGGGUCUCGGCGACUGUUGAUGGGCGGAGGUAUGCCAACGCGACGAUCUACCGCGCGCUUCCUGGGCCGGUUACGCAUGAAGCACGCGCGCAGGCGGUGAAGGUGUUGGAUGAGAUUGCUGGGAGUGUGUUUUGGGGGUUCCAUCAUGGGGAUGAGGCACCGGGGCUGUUGGGCAAGACGGACACGAUUGUGAGUGAGGGAAGGGGGUAUCACUGGUGCACAGUGGACGUGAGGCUGGUGGAGAGGAUGUGUGAAGGGAGUGAGGGGGAGAGGAGGGUUGCUGGUGUUGAGGUUGCUGUUAUUUUCUUCAACAACGAACGCUGGGCCGAAGCAGGCUACUCCUUCGAAACCGCCUUCCUCGGCACCGUCCUCCGCAACACCUGGCCCAGCUCCCGCUCCCGCCGCAAAGCCUACCAUGCCCUGCUUGCCCCGCGCCCGGAGACCGCCGCCGCGGGGCAGUUCCAGUACUACGGCGGCUGGGCGCCCUCCGACCCGUUCGUCGAGGAGCGCGCGGGCUUGCCGGGGCGGGUGCUGUGGGAAAUGACCCGCGAGGACUUCUGGGGGGUGAAGGUGCGCAAGUUUGGGGCGGAGGGGGUGAGGAUUCAGACGGGGUGUGUGAGUGUUGCGAGGGCGGAGUACUCGAAGGCGAGGGGGUAUACGGUGCGCAGGGCGGAUGUGCUUGAUGAUGCUGGCGGGUUUGGAGGACGGAUUAGGGAGCGGAGGGAGAGGUUGAAGAUGUUGAGGCCGUGGUAUGCAUGUGAGUAUCGCAAGUGGUGCGAGACGCCGUUUGCGGAGUUUCAGAUGCGCAGCUGGGUGCCGGGGGCCAAAGGGAUUGGGAGGAGCGUCAAGUGCGAAGCUGGUGUUAUCGCGGCUGCAAAGAAGAUGGUUUCCCCGUUUGGAGUUGAGGAGCAAGUCUGCGGGACGAGGAUCGAGGGGGAGAGGAGCGGACGGGGCUUCUGGAGGGCGGUUGGGUUUCUUGCGAUGGCUGCGGUGCCGGUGAGGCGGGGCGUGAAAGCAUGGGAGGACGAGAGCGUGCCGGCGUAUCCGGACGUUCUUGUCCAUGGAGCGAGGUUUGCGGCGCCGCGGGGGUUUCUGGAGGAGGUUAUGCGGCGGGGGAGGGGUAAGAAAGAGAGGAACAGGAGGAGAUGCGUUGGGCGUGCUGGGGAGAGGAGUCAUGAUCGGGAGAUGUGUUUUGAUAAUGCGAGGGUUGCGUUUUUGAGAUGGAAAUGGGGCGGUGUUAUGUCUGGGGAACUUGUGAUGGAGUUUGAAGCGGCGAUGAGGGAGGUGAGGGCGAAGAUGGAUAAGUUCCCCUUGGAUGAUGUUUGGUUGGACUUCGGAUUCCGGAUGCCGGAGUACAGCGGGGAGGUGUUCUUGCCCGUGGGAUAUGAGGAUGAUCGGGUUGAUGAGGAAGAUGCUGACUUGCCCAGUUGGGCCAUUGCAAGGCCUGGCAUUGCUGGAGAGGUUAUCGGGACUGUCAUCAAGCAUUACUCGCCUGGAGAGGUUGGAGACCUCCAAUCGUUGGGAGCAGGGCAAAAGGUCGUCUUAUGGCAGGACGAAGACGAGACGGAGAUCCAAGUCUACGAUGUUAGUGAGAUGUUCCCCAACGGCUGGGACUCAGAUGCCAGAUAUGCCUUCACUGCUCCCGGUCCGCGAGGACGCAUGCUCUCUCCAAACCUCGAAGCGAGCAUCCUCUCCCAAGUCCUCAACCAAGAACCUCUCGGUAAGGCAAUGCUCUGGCGCCAAGCAGAAGACUUCCGGAUCAACGACGGCAACGAGGGCAGAUCGCGAUGGAUCGCGCUCGGAGCCGAAGUCUUCGAUAUCACAAACUUGAACCUCUCCCCGGACCACUACACCUUCCAACACAUCCUCUCCCGCACCCGAAACCCCGUCGACGCAAUCGACGCCGGCUUCCACCCAGACCUGAUCCGCGCCAACCUCCUCCCGUAUAAGAUCGGCUGGCUGCGCGACGAGAGCGCCGCCGGCCCGCGGCGGAGGGACCGCGUGUUCACGCCCACCGAGGUGAAGUGGUUCGCGGCCCGCGAGACGGGGAUGUACGUCGUCAUCAACGGCAGCGUAUACGAUUUCACAGGAUACUGCGACAUGCACCCCGGCGGCGCGUCCCUCAUCUCCCAUCUCGCCGGCCAAGACGCCACUGAGGCAUGGAGGCAGGCCCACGGGCAGGGCGGAUCUGUCUCCGGGGUGGAUGUGCAUGCAGCGCUGGAGGAGUUGAGGAUCGGAAGCGUCGUGCCGGAGCAGUCGGCGUCCAAACCGCUCUCGUCGUCCCAGAUCCGGAUUCGGGACUGUGUUUUCGGGCGGGAAAAAAUCAAGCCCGAGCAGACCCAGGCACUCAACGACUUAGAACCAUACUGGGGCACAGAUUGCACACCACACCUCGAGGCACAGAGCCCGCACUGGGUAUUGACCAAGCUGUAUGACACGCGUGACUUCAUCGUCGCCAAGAUCGCAGCACGCCCUGAAGACUUUCCCAUGACGCAACAGACCUUGCGAGAGUUCGACGGCAAAGAGACAGAUCUAGGUUUCCGCGAGGCGCACGUGUCUGACGGGACGUCCAUCUACAACAUGACCUCGUUCAUCAGAUACACCUCUCCAUCACCACUCACCGCAUCCCUCCUUACCCGCGCCGGCACAACCCUGACCUCGUCCCCCGAGGACACCGAGUUGCGAACAUGGCUACAAACCUCCUGCCGCCACCGUAUCAUCGCAUCCCACGACCACCGACAACCCAACCCGGGCACCAGCCAGCCCCGCUGGAAGACCGACGUCCAAAGCGUCCCCCGCGCCCCAGCCCCCGGCCACUUCCCCAAAGUCAUCAAAGCAGCUAAGGUCGAGAUGAACUGGGCGAGGGCACUGCAGGGCGACGCGGCGUCUCCCGGUCCGAAGAGCGACGUCAGGCCGACGCAGGCGUCUACAAAGACGCGGGCGGGAGGGGGUACAAGAGGAGGGUUUGGUGGCGCGGGUGGGAAAGGCAGAGUUGAGGCGAUCGAGCUUCCUUUGUUGAACCAAAAACCGCAAUCGGUGGAUGGGGAUGUUGUCAUGGAGGACGUACAACCUGACGGGUGGACCGUCGUUGGGAAAAAGGGCCGCAGGCGGACUCGGAAAAGACGCUGA